This is a messenger RNA of Kluyveromyces lactis, 2598 nucleotides long. RefSeq names its product Put3p (gene PUT3). Gene Ontology annotation, biological process: DNA-templated transcription; regulation of DNA-templated transcription. The record is from RefSeq and is a predicted model, not a curated record. Gene Ontology annotation, molecular function: DNA binding; DNA-binding transcription factor activity, RNA polymerase II-specific; zinc ion binding. Bases 1 to 2598 code for a protein of 865 amino acids. NCBI's taxonomy places the organism in Eukaryota, Fungi, Ascomycota, Saccharomycetes, Saccharomycetales, Saccharomycetaceae. The transcript has a single exon.
AUGAGCGCAACAGAUAAUGGGAGUGAACAGGAUAAAGAAAGAUCUGAUAGCGUUUACAGCGGUGAUGAGAAAGAUGAGGUAAUAGUAGAGUUACUGAAUGAUAAGAAAAAGAAGGUGAAACGGUCUUCUCUGGCAUGCACCAGGUGCAGACGUAGACAUAUUAAGUGUCCGGGUGGGAAUCCAUGUUCCAAAUGUCUCAAGGCGGGUGUUGCUUGCGAGUACGUGGAACCCAAUAAGAAACUAAUCGUUUCUAUGAGUUAUUUGCAGCGGUUGCAGAACGAUUUGAGUAUGAUGAAGAAGGAAAACGUUAAGUUGCAAUCUUCGCUCACGGAACGUAACGCAAAGGUCCAGUCCCUAGAGCAAUUGAAACAACAGUACGACGAAUUGCGAUCACGUAGUAAGACUUAUCUCCAUGCUGAUACUACUAGUAGUUCAAGUUUCCAGCCAAAUCAGGAUACAAGGACUUUACCAGUGAUGAAUAAACCCGAUACGGAUGUGGUUUUUCAAAAGAACAGUGUCCAUGAUUUGGUUCAUGAUGAUGAAAUCGUGCCCAAUUUCUCAGAGAGGAGAGGCCGUUUGGUGGAAUCAAGGACAGGUCAAGAAUAUUUCGUUGGAUCAUCGUCAAUGACAUUGUUUGGUAUGGAGAUUCUUUCCUUGAUCCCUGAUUCGUUGAGAAGGAAAAGAGCACAUUUGGAUAGGAAGAAUCAUAAACGCCUUCGGAAGCCAACAGGAGCAUCACAUUUACCUACUUCGUCUUCUUCAGCAUCGUUGGCCAAUCCCUCUUUGUUGAAUGAACCAGAACCAGUCGAUGAAGUGCUCCAAGAAGAAGGUAACGCGUACAGAAUCGUGCUAGCUAAAAAUGAUGGGAAUAAUGAUAUAAGUGUCAACUUCACUUUACCCUCUUAUUCAUAUGCAAUGCUUCUCAUUGAUACUUUCAUCACUUAUAAUGAUGGUUGUUUCUAUUUCUUCAAUGAGGGUAUUGUAAAACACUAUUUGAAACAGACCUAUGAUGGUAUCAGUAGUUUUGAAGAUCAUACUUUACAAACAAUUUGGUUUUGCAAAGUACUUCUUAUAUUCGCAACUGGAGAGAUGUACUUAGGGACUGCAAAUAAUAUUAAUGGUAAUAAAUUGUCAUCUAAGGAAACUCCGAAGUUGCCAGGUUCCGGUUUCUUCGAGCAAGCAUCGGAAAUCUUUAGUUGCUUGUUUUCAAGUGGAAGGGUGGAAAACGUUACCAAAGAAGGUGGUAUCGAAGUUAUGUUGUUGUAUGCAUUUUAUCUUCAAGUGGCUGACUGUACAGUGGCAUCCUAUUUCUAUUUCGGUCAAGCGUUAAGAGCUUGCCUAAUCUUAGGCUGGCAUGUAGACGCACAAAGAGACUCUUUGACAAGAUUUGAAUUGGAACAUAGAAGAAGGAUUUGGUGGACCGUGUACAUGUUUGAACGAAUGUUAAGUAGUAAAGCCGGUCUUCCACUAUCAUUCACUGAUAACACUAUUACGACUGAACUCCCUGAUGAUUUUGACAUGACUAACCCUCCACCAGGAUGCGAUAAAUAUAUCUUUCCUGAGGCUGAGUACAUCACAAACUGUGUAAGGAUAACCCAAAUCAACGCACAAAUUCUCAACAAAAUGUAUCAGAAACAGCCAGAUUCUAAUAUUCUUCCAGUUCUCAAGGACAUUGUCACCCAGUUGCUUGAGUGGAGAACGCAUCUUUCUGAUUUUCUACAAGUUGAUUUCACUCAAAAGAAUCUCAAGAUUUCAAGACUUUGUACCAACGUUUUCACUGAAUAUUUCCAAGGUAUGAAUUUGGCUAUCAGACCAUUGUUGUUCCAUUUCGCAUCCAUUCAGCUCAAACAAUUCGAAGUAACUAAUGCAUAUAUUAAUUUGAAGAACUACUCAAGAACAAUCUCAUCCUUGUUGAAUUGUUCUUUACAAGGAUCCAUCAAUACUAUUAGGUCUUUGUGGGCUCUAAUGGAUCAGAACAUGGUCGCAUUAUUUGGUUAUAUGGAUAGAGAAUACAUUUUUACAUCUGCUUGUACGUUGAUAUUGUUCAACGCUGCAUUCGGUAUCCAUGACCAAACGUACGAGCAUUUGGACCACGCUUUGAGGAUAUUCACAAAGAUGAGAAAUUUAGGCAAUAAUCCAGCUGGGCUUAGACGCGCACAACUUUUAAAACUAAUGUCUACUCUCGAUUUCCAUGGUAAAAUGACUGAGUUGAUCAUGAAACAUACGGACGAAUUGAAGCCAAAUUUCCAAUACGAUAUCCACGAUGACAGAAAUGUUAAUAUAGUCUCGCAUGUCUCAACUGCGUUCUCUCAGUUUGGAUCAUCAAACUCUUCAAUAUCUCAAACAGAAUCAAGCGGGAGGCUGCGAAACGAAAUUGCAAUCGAGACUAACGCAACAAGGUUGGAUUCCUUGAAUUUCGACGAAAACUCUGAUAUCCAAAAACUCUUGGAUAUCUUAGAAAACGUAGGCAAAUCUGAUGAUAAGCUUUGGAAAGAAAUAUCUGACCAGGCUAUGUGGCUUGGUAACAAUAUGGAUUCUAUGCAUUCUAUGGAAACUGAGAACAGUUUUGGAGAAUUCAAAGCUGAAGAUUUUCUUUAA